UCAAUAUUUGAAUAUAUGAGGAUAAAAGAAUUUGGAGAAGAAUGAAAAUACGAAUAAGAAAAAAUGGGACCUCAAGUCCACCACCAGCCACAGGACCACCGCCUGGAGCAUUUCGAAGCUUCAGCCACAUAUGGCACAGAGCUCGUCACUCCAUCCGGCAAAGUGGAUCAAGUUCUUUCGUCAGCCUCUCAGCCUGUUGCUUGCCUUGCCUCAUUACCAAACCGAUAAAUCCACCACCACCUUCACCAAGUUCUCAGGACCAAGCGAUAGCAACAACAACACCACCAUUUGCCAUCCGUCGUAUCGAAUUUGCAUCAUCAUCUGAAUAUCCUCCGGAACUACCAAUUGGGAGAUCCGAGCUUGCGAGAGCUCCGCAGUCGUAUUCGCAUUAUUUAUCUUCGCCAGCGACGCCCCCGAAGCUACUAGUACUACAGCAGCCCAACGGUGGUACCCCCAGCGAAGCCGUCACCCCCGUAGCUCUCUCAUCCCUGCCGUCCACAGCACCAUCCUCACCAGUCCUUCCGCCCUCGUCCUUAUCGCCCCCGCCGCAACGCUUUAACAUGGCCGAACGAACGCUCCAGCAGAUCCUCAACCAGCUGCGCUCGAAUCCCGGGCUGCCCUACGCCGAAGCUUCGUCCCUCCUCUCCAAAGCCAAGAUCCAACUGCUGCAGCUCAAGGCCGCCACGCCCGGCGCCCCCGGGUCGACCGGUGGUGCAGCAUCUCCGCAACACUUAGCCCUAGCCCGCGACGUCUACGAGCAGGGCGCCCUCUUCAGCAUCCGCGCGCGGAACCCCGACGCCUUCACCCGGUACGUAUCGCAGCUGCAACCCUUCUAUGAGCUGCCGGGUACCGCUACGGGCGGCGAGCGCAACAAGGUGACCGGUCUAUACCUGCUAUUGCUGCUGACGCAGGGCCGCUAUGCCGAGUUCCACUCCGAGCUCGAGACUCUGGGUACUCGGGCCAAGGAGAGUGGUGCCGGCGAGAUCGAAGGUGACCGCUUCCUAGGGUACUCCAUCAACCUAGAGCGAUGGCUCAUGGAGGGGAGCUACGACCGUGUGUGGAAGGCUUUGAAAAGCCGGGAGGUUCCGAGUGAGGAGUAUGGUGUUUUCUCUGAGAUCCUAACAUCCCAAAUCCGCUCCGAAAUCGCCUCGAGCAGCGAGCGCGCAUACCCCUCGCUCCCGCUAAGCAGCACCAAGUCCCUCCUAUUCCUCGACUCCGAAGGCGCCGUCGUCGACUUCGCGCGCCACCGCGGCUGGGUCGUGCGCGACGGCAACAUCUACUUCCCCACGUCGGCCGCCACCGUCGACGGCGAGCCCAUCAACGUCGCCUCCUCCUCCGACGCCGACGCCGGCGAGGAACAGGAGUUCAGCCGCAUGGUCAUCGAGAACGCCCUCGGCUACGCCCGCGAACUCGAGACCAUCGUCUAAGCUGUGCCUACCUAGUUACCUAAAUCAAAGCUUAAAAGCCCAAGAUAGAGCUAGUAGUGAAAGGUGAACCUACCUUACCUACCCCUUAUGAGCUGAGUUGUGGGCCAUAAUGAGAUCUGGCCCCCUGGAAAAAAAGAAAAAAGAAAAAGAAAAAGAACGUCGAGAUCCUAGUGCUGUGUGAAGGGCUCGACUAGCUAGCUAGCUAUGCGAGGGGGGGUGAGAAUUCCGAUACACUUAAUAAUAUCCGUCGUAAGAGAUGAGCGUGAGAUAGGUAGAGACGCUAGGUGAACCGUUUAUGGAAUAGGUCACGGAGGUUCCUGGGCCUCUGUAUGGAUAAACGUGCUAAAGAUUAAGCGUCAAUACAUACAUACAUAGCUAGUAGUAUGAACGUAUGCAUUAAUGCGAGGCUUCGUCGGGAAUUAAGCGCAACUUGAUUUUAAUCGUAUGAGCAAGACUACCUAAGGUACCUGUUAUUACGAUAAUCGUCGUAGCAUAGAAUCGAGAAGCAUCAAUC
Daldinia vernicosa is the source of this 1941-nucleotide messenger RNA. Its product is annotated as SAC3/GANP/Nin1/mts3/eIF-3 p25 family-domain-containing protein. Gene Ontology annotation, cellular component: proteasome regulatory particle, lid subcomplex; nucleus; cytosol. Gene Ontology annotation, biological process: proteasome-mediated ubiquitin-dependent protein catabolic process. The coding region runs from base 42 to 1427 and encodes 461 amino acids. NCBI's taxonomy places the organism in Eukaryota, Fungi, Ascomycota, Sordariomycetes, Xylariales, Hypoxylaceae. The record is from RefSeq and is a predicted model, not a curated record. The transcript has 2 exons.